Molecule: messenger RNA, 1410 nt
Organism: Impatiens glandulifera
Lineage: Eukaryota; Viridiplantae; Streptophyta; Magnoliopsida; Ericales; Balsaminaceae
Product: protein WVD2-like 7
Exons: 3
Coding region: 82-1410 (442 amino acids)
Source: RefSeq, a predicted model, not a curated record
UCAUCACAACUACUGAAUCCAUCUCUUUCAAUUAAUCUGAAAAAGAGAAAAAAAAGAGAAAAAAGUAGACCGUUUGAAGAGAUGAUGAGUGAAUCGCCGGCGGCCUGUCUUCUCCGAUCAAACUCUCAACCAGUCGCCACUUCCACCAUCGGCGGUUUUCACGAGAAUGAAUUGAUGAGAGCUUUAACAUCAUCAGUCUCGUUUGGAAGAUAUGCUUCGGAAUCAUUUGUUAGUGAUAAAUGGACAGCCUUUACUAGUAAUAGGUAUUUGGAAGAAGCUAAGAAAUCAUCUAAACCUGGUUCAGUGAAAGAGAUGAAAGCUUAUUUUGAUUCCCAUUACAAGAAAAUUGCAGCAAAUAAAGCUGCUUCAUUGCUUGAACAUCCAAGUGAAGAUUCUGAUGACCAAAUUGCUAAAGAAGAAGAAGAAGUUGCUCAAUAUGAAACAGGGGAUGAUGGGCUUGAUCUGAAUAGGGAGAUGGAAAAACAAGAUUCCACAUUUGUCGACAAUGAAAACAGUCAUGUUCUUGCUGUUGAAGAAGAAGAUAGAGCAAAUAUAGUCAACAGUCCUGUUCCACCCAAAUCUGCUGUUGAAGAAGAAGAAGAAGAAGACAAAGAAAAUAUAGUCAAGAGUCCUGCUUCAUUCAAAGUUGUUGUUGAAGAAGAAGAAGAAGAGAAUAUAGUCAACAUUCCUGUUCCAUUUAAGAAACCCAAAGAAGAUAAGAAGAAAAAACCCAUAAAUUCUUUCUCAAAGUCUUCCAUUAAUGGCAGCAAACCAUUCAAACCUCUUCCACCUCCUCCCCCACCUCCUCUUCGUCCUUCAUUAUCGAAAUCAGCUCAACCAAAGCCAAUUACUACAAACAAGACUCCUCUUAGACAAAUCAAGAAAGAAACUUCAACUCCUAUCAUCAAAAGGAUUCAAAAAAUUAAGAUAGAUGAUUCAACUCCUGUCAUCAUGAAGAAGAAGAAGACUGCUGCUAUUAAUUUGGUGGAAAGUAGACUACUGAAACCAAAUCCAGUUAAUAAACCAUUAGCACAACACAAAGAGUCAUCCCAAUUGAUAGCUGCUGCUGACAAAGGGAAAGAGAAAAAGAAGAGGAUGUUGUCUUCCCCAACAAAACACAAGAUGCAGGACAAAAAAGUGGAGAAGAAGAGACAAUCAUUCUCAACUACCAUUACAGUUGUCAAGAAGAAAUUUGAUAGCAGCAAAACACAACUACCCACCAUUAAUCAUCAUCACCAAUUAACAGAGAAGAAGAAGAAAUCAUCUGUUCAAGAAUUGAACCAAAGACCACCUUGGAGAUUUUCUUUCAAAUCUAGCCCAGAAAGGAAAAAUGUUGGUGGAGGAGGAGGAGCAGAAGCAUAUCCAGUCAAUUCGAUGAUGACACCAAGAAAGAAAAGAAUUUUCAGGUAA